ACUACUUUAGGAAUAAAAUUUAUCUCUACCCUAGAGCCAUACAAUUAUUAAAUAUUUAAUUCUUUAAUUAGUGAUCUUAUGUGAUUUUGUGAAAAUUUUAUAAAUCUUUAUAUUAAUCUGAUAAUAGGAUUGUUAACACUUAUGAGUUGUGUUUAGAUGAAAUGUCUUGGUUAGAAAAUAUGGCUACAACAAAUCAACAAUAUAGCGAGAAUAUUUUUGAAAAUCCAUCAGUAUCGCUGACAUCGUCUUCUUCCGAAUUGAAUAUUCAGAAUACUUACUUUCAUGGAAAUCGCGAGUCUUCGUUCACUCAUGGAUACGUUUGGAACAAUUUUUCAAAUCCUUGCAAUAUUUCAACAUCAGUUAACGCAUUAAAUGAAAUCAAUCUGUCGUCGUUUUGUGCCACAAACAUUCAACAUUCUAACACAAAUCGAAAUUGCCGAAUAUACAGAAGAUGGCAGCAAUACUUGCAUCAAAAGUCCAGUAUCGAUGAAAAGGAUACAAUAGAUGGAAAAGUAAACGUAAAUUCUAUGGAACAAUCUUUAGAUUUUGUUUGCGAAAAAACUCAAGAUCGUCAAAUUUCUACGACCACGAAAAUAUUUCACGCUUGGGAGAUUCCACCGUGUCAAAACUCCGAGCAAAAUACUGAGAAUGAACAAAAAUAUUAUUUAUGGAGCAACAAUUCCUUUGAGAAAGAGAUGUGCUCUAUAGAACAAGAACGUGAGACAAAUAAGAGAUUAACUAGCGAUAAACCUCGUAAAGAAAGAACUGCAUUUACGAAACACCAAGUUCGACACCUUGAAUACGAGUUUGCGCAUAGUAAUUACCUUACACGUUUACGUCGCUAUGAAAUAGCAGUUGCUCUAGAUUUAACAGAACGUCAGGUAAAAGUAUGGUUUCAAAAUAGACGCAUGAAGUGGAAGAGGACAAAAGCAGGAUUAAUAAAUGAAUCGGAAAAGUUUAAUGUAUCUUGA
Molecule: messenger RNA, 971 nt
Organism: Apis laboriosa (Himalayan honeybee)
Lineage: Eukaryota; Metazoa; Arthropoda; Insecta; Hymenoptera; Apidae
Gene: btn
Product: homeobox protein Hox-C6a
Exons: 5
Coding region: 162-971 (269 amino acids)
Biological process (GO): positive regulation of transcription by RNA polymerase II
Cellular component (GO): nucleus
Molecular function (GO): RNA polymerase II cis-regulatory region sequence-specific DNA binding; DNA-binding transcription factor activity, RNA polymerase II-specific
Source: RefSeq, a predicted model, not a curated record